Messenger RNA from Trichobilharzia regenti, 897 nucleotides. The record is from the annotation of a GenBank genome assembly. NCBI's taxonomy places the organism in Eukaryota, Metazoa, Platyhelminthes, Trematoda, Strigeidida, Schistosomatidae.
GUGGGUUCAGACCACUAUGCAGUACUAGGGAAUCACAAGGUGAAGCUAAAAGCCUCGACGAUAGCUGAAGAUAGGCCACAAUGCGAAAUCAACACUCAAAAACUGAAGGACGCAACCACAAUUGACACUAUCAAUGCAACUGUCAGAGCAAAGCAUAAAACACUACGUGACAUCACUGAGGAAUCAUGCACGGAAAACCACUGGAACUCUCUGAAGGCGAUUUUCAACGAAACAUGAUCAAUAGUUCUAGGAAGAAAGAAGAGACAAGAAAAGGAAUGGCUCUCAAUGGACACUUGGAAACUAAUAGAAGAGAGGAGAAUGGUGAAGGAGAAAAUGAUUCAAUGCAAGGACGGACAGGAGAAGGAGACGCUGAGCUCAACUUACAAAGCACUGGUCAAAGAAGUAACGAAUAAUGCUAGGAAGGACAAAAGACGAUUCUACGACAGUCUGACCACUGAAGCUGAGAAGGCAGCAGGCAAAAGGGACCUGAGAACAUUAUAUCAGAUAACCAAAAAUCUAUCUGGGAAGAAAUCAACACAAGUGAAAUCUGUGAAAGACAGCCAAGGGAACCCAAUUAUCAAGGAAGGAAGAGAGAUUACACAAUGGGCGGAUCACUUCAAAGCACUCUUGAACCGACCAUCACCUGCAACCCAUCCAGAAACGUACACAUCUGCAAGUUGACACCAAUCUUCCAACGAAAGCUGAAGUCCUGAAUGCAAUCUAACUUCUGAAAGCUGGAAAAGCGGCUGGACCAGAUGGAAUACCCCCUGAAGCACUGAAAGCGGACCCAGAAACUAUAGCAGACAUGCUGACUCCAUUAUUGCAACAUGUCUGGAAGGAGGGAAAAUUGCCUUCUGAUUAGAGGAAAGGUUACCUCGUGAAACUACCAAAGAAGUG